Messenger RNA from Strongylus vulgaris, 905 nucleotides. The record is from the annotation of a GenBank genome assembly. NCBI's taxonomy places the organism in Eukaryota, Metazoa, Nematoda, Chromadorea, Rhabditida, Strongylidae.
UAUGUCGAUGUUCCUUGCCAAGAUGCUCGCCGAGUAAUCUUGAGAUGGCCAGGGAUAGAUAGCGAUUACAUCCAUGCCAAUUAUGUAGCAACACCAAGCAAGGAUCAUCACUUUAUCUGUACACAGGCACGUAAUCAAAAACUGUAUCGUAGUAAGAUCUUAUCAACAUUGUGUUUCAAGGGUCCCCUUCUAAACACAAUGCACGCAUUCUGGGCAAUGGUUAUACAAGAAAAAAGCGACUUUGUUCUUAUGCUGUGCAACGUGAUAGAAUGCGAGAAAAGAAAAUGUGAGCAGUAUUGGCCCUACAAUGUAGGUGAAUCGAUGGCGUUUGGAGAAGACACCGAUGGAAAAAUAAUUGUAACAUCUAUGGAGGUAUACGUUUACGUGAAUGCUCAUCCUAUGUCGGAAGAGGAUAACUUUAUUCGGGUAAGCAAGCUGCGGCUGGACUACAAGGAAAAUAGUGAAGACAAAUCGAGAAUCGUCUAUCAUUAUCAUUGGGAAAAUUGGCCGGAUCGGGGAGUACCACCGACAAAAUUGACCCCAAUUAAUCUACUCGCAGAAGUCCGUGGUUCUUCAGCUCCGAUUAUUGUUCACUGCUCCGCGGGUAUUGGCAGAACUGGAACGAUUGUGGCCAUAUCGUAUGUGCAAGAAAAGAUGCAAAAUGGGGAAGAUUGCCAAGCAAUGAGUGAAUUAUUGAAAGAGAUUCGAACUCAAAGGGCUUGUUCUAUUCAAAAUGCUUAUCCUCAAACUAACAUUCAGCAAUAUCUUUACGUGCAUCGUGUCCUACUUGCGUACUUUCUUGAAAAAUAUCGAGGACGUUUCCAACACUGUUUGGAUAAUGGUGGGGAAGAAAAGUACCAGCAAUGGUGUGCCGACUACAAGAGAAUAACUGGCUGCGACUAAUU